Molecule: messenger RNA, 439 nt
Organism: Drosophila erecta
Lineage: Eukaryota; Metazoa; Arthropoda; Insecta; Diptera; Drosophilidae
Gene: Sfp26Ad
Exons: 2
Coding region: 8-370 (120 amino acids)
Source: RefSeq, a predicted model, not a curated record
UAACUGAAUGAUGGCCUGGCUCAAAUGGAUAACUAUUCUGCAAGUCUUCAUUAUUUUCAGUGCUAUUCAUCUCGCCGAAUUUCAAGAACUUUCCGAUGUGAUGAAGAAUAAGCUUUAUAAGUUUAUCUCCAAUGCUGGAUCUAUGAUCAAACAUGGAUCGUUAACCAUGCAGGGUCUUGAAGACGCUAUGACUAACAGUUUUAAAAUAAAAAAGGGCGCGGCUAAACUUCUUUUGGAUAAAUUUAACAGUCUUAGCUCAAAACCUCAAAAGGACUCACCACCAGCUUCCUCUUCAUCAUGUGCUAAGGGGGAUUUAAUGUGCGAAAUCAAAGGGGUGUUUGCCUCAGGAUCGACACAGCCACCAGUUUGAGUGUCUAGCCACUGUUAGUUAAUAAUGUUUUCUAAUUUACGCGAAUAAAGAGGAAAGCACAUUAGCAGA